Molecule: messenger RNA, 465 nt
Organism: Pterocles gutturalis (yellow-throated sandgrouse)
Lineage: Eukaryota; Metazoa; Chordata; Aves; Pterocliformes; Pteroclidae
Product: alpha/beta hydrolase domain-containing protein 17A
Exons: 3
Biological process (GO): protein depalmitoylation
Cellular component (GO): plasma membrane; endosome membrane
Molecular function (GO): palmitoyl-(protein) hydrolase activity
Source: RefSeq, a predicted model, not a curated record
CCUGCCGUGCCCGUCUCUCCCGGCUGCAGGUACACGGUGCUCUUCUCGCACGGCAACGCCGUGGACCUGGGGCAGAUGAGCAGCUUCUACAUCGGGCUGGGCACCCGCAUCAACUGCAACAUCUUCUCCUAUGACUACUCGGGCUAUGGUGUGAGCACGGGCAAGCCCUCGGAGAGGAACCUCUACUCCGACAUCGAUGCCGCGUGGCAAGCGCUCAGGACACGAUACGGGAUCAGCCCGGAGAACAUUAUUUUAUAUGGACAGAGCAUCGGCACAGUGCCCACGGUGGACCUGGCCUCCCGCUACGAGUGCGCCGCCAUCGUGCUGCACUCCCCGCUCACCUCCGGCAUGAGAGUCGCCUUCCCUGAGACCAAGAAGACCUACUGGUUCGAUGCCUUCCCCAACAUCGAGAAGAUCUCCAAAAUCACCUCUCCUGUCCUCAUCAUCCACGGCACGGAGGAUGAA